Stereum hirsutum FP-91666 SS1 is the source of this 831-nucleotide messenger RNA. RefSeq lists its product as uncharacterized. The coding region runs from base 1 to 831 and encodes 276 amino acids. The record is from RefSeq and is a predicted model, not a curated record. Lineage: Eukaryota; Fungi; Basidiomycota; Agaricomycetes; Russulales; Stereaceae. The transcript is spliced from 3 exons.
AUGUCUACAUCCACCACUUUUGCCGUCGCUGGAGCUGGAAACAUCGGUUCCCUCAUUGCUAAAUCUCUCCUCAAGUACAAAGCUUCGGGACGAUCAAAGAGGUCAUUGUCCUCACUCGCUCCGUACGCAACCAUCGCUCCAUCCUAUUCUCGCAAGAACCAAACUCACCCCUCCAACACAUUAACACAGGAUACUCACAACGCGAACUUCUCUGCCACCGCCUCUCAAGACGCCGCCAUCAUCCCUGUAGAUUACUCUUCCAUCGACACGCUUAUCGCCAGUUUAGCUCCCCACAAAAUCGACGUUCUCGCGUCCCCCUUCAGCCACCCCACUGAUAUGGCGGAAUCACUCGCUGACGCUGCGAAAGCUGCCGGUGUGAAAUUGUUCGUGUCGUCCGAAUACGGUGAUCCCUCCACGGAUUUGAAGGAACCGCUGGGGUUUAUGGUUGACAAGAUGAGGAUGCAGAAGCGGUUGAGGGAGGAUCGGAGGAGAUGUAUGAAUGACAUCGCGUCGUUCGUAGCCUACGUUCUCACAACGCUCCCUCCUUCAAAACUGGAGUGGCAGACUUUCCGCAUCGAGGACGAGCGUCUCUCCUUCAACCAGAUCUUCGAGGCCUACGAGAAGAAGACAAGGAAGAAAAUUAAUGUUACGCACAGACCCAUCGAGGAGUUGAAGGACACGGUGAAGAAGGAUAAAUUUGCCAAUAUUUCCAGCCAUCUGCAUUUGAUGGGGGCGGUGGGUGAGGCGUUGGUCGGCACGCCGGACCAGUUGUCUAAUGGGUUGUUCCCCGGGUGGAACCCGAGGAGUGUGGCCAGCGUCAUAGCACCUUAG